GUAAACAACGAGUACUCAAAAAAGGCCAAACUCCUCUUACUCGAGGUAGCAACAUUUUGUGAGACAUCCAAGUCAUCAUGCAAGAUUGACUUCCGCUAUACGACGAUAAAAUUGGAUUCCAAAGUGCAGACCGUGGUACUGAUAGGAAAAUGUCAACCGAACAGCCAGGACAAAGACUUCAUCCUGGGAUCAUUGCAUCUGUGAUAUUUGUUUCAUUGGUUGCAAUUAUCGCUGCAGUAUUGAUAAUCAGAAAGUACUGCUUUCCACGCAGUGAGGCAUCAUAUAGAUAUUCAGUGCUGAUGCGGAUGGAAAAUGAGGGGCCAGCCGGGACAGAAUAUGCUGAUAAGGGGCUACACACAGUGGGAGAGGAGUCAGAUGAGGACCUUUUGGAGUAAGUCUUUCGGCCACAGCAUUGAUGGAAUGACUUGGAAAUAGUCAGAUGUUUUAUUUUUGUUGCAUGGUCUUUUAUUUUUACCUCCCUCUUCUGUCUGCAUUUAAUUUGUCUAUAGCAUUUCUGUCUUCUGUACUUUAGGGGGUUAUACAUUAGAAUACAUUAAAUAUAAAUGUUAAAUAUGAUUAACAUAUGAUAAUUAAAUAUGUUGUUUUGUACAGUUUGUCAGUUGUGGGCUAGCAACUCAGUAUCUGAUGAAACUUUACACUUGACCAAAGACCAUGUGCAAUGGAUUAUGUAAUAAGAAAUUGUUUUUAGACUAAGAGCAACUGUAGCAUUUUUCCUCAAAGAUGCCUACAAAGUUCAAGCCCUAUCCUGACUCUUGUUGGUGUUUUCUAUGGACCAUUCACUCUAACUUCUGAUUAGGAAUUAGAUAGGUUGAGAUAUCAGGGUUAGCUGUCCAUAUAGAAUUUAUAGGUACAGUAUACCCUGCAUUGCAGUCUGUCUGAAUUAUUUCCACAUUCUUAACGUGGUCUGUUGUGUUACUGAUCUCUGGGUAAACCAAAUAUUUUUCUGAAAUUAUUAUAGAAAAAUAUUAUCAAGUGUUAUUUGCAUAUCAUGUGACAUUGUGUCCUGUGAUAUUUACGACAAACUACAUAAAUGGUGUGUGGUUUAGUUACCUAUAUUCUUAAAACAAAAAGGCAUUGUUAACUUUUAUAUUUUUCUAUAUGUAUGGUUGUGUUUUAUGUUUUCUGCACUUAAUAACUUUGACAAACAAUAAAUACCAUGCUGCUGAA
Molecule: messenger RNA, 1188 nt
Organism: Osmerus eperlanus (European smelt)
Lineage: Eukaryota; Metazoa; Chordata; Actinopteri; Osmeriformes; Osmeridae
Product: sortilin-like
Exons: 4
Coding region: 150-395 (81 amino acids)
Source: RefSeq, a predicted model, not a curated record